Molecule: messenger RNA, 3660 nt
Organism: Carcharodon carcharias (great white shark)
Lineage: Eukaryota; Metazoa; Chordata; Chondrichthyes; Lamniformes; Lamnidae
Product: villin-1-like
Exons: 20
Coding region: 84-2564 (826 amino acids)
Biological process (GO): actin filament severing; cytoskeleton organization; barbed-end actin filament capping
Cellular component (GO): actin cytoskeleton; lamellipodium; cytoplasm
Molecular function (GO): actin filament binding; phosphatidylinositol-4,5-bisphosphate binding
Source: RefSeq, a predicted model, not a curated record
AAGUGAGCAAUUCUUUUUAGGUCUUGCCAGGCGAUGUUGUCCUUUUUACACCAAAAGGGCCAUCUGAGCUCGCGCUGAGAGCCAUGCCAGACCUGACAACUGCCGUCUCCAAAUCUUUGAAUAAAACCACACCGGGGAUUCAAAUAUGGCGAAUAGAGAAAAUGCUGAUGGUUCCUGUGCCACAGAAAUCCUAUGGAAAUUUCUAUGAAGGCGAUUGCUACAUCCUGUUUGCUACUUUCAAAACUGGGAGUUCCUUCACUUAUAACAUCCACUUCUGGAUUGGAAAAGAUUCCUCUCAGGAUGAGCAGGGAGCAGCUGCAAUCUACACCACUCAGAUGGACGAUUACCUGGGAGGCAAGGCUGUGCAACACCGGGAGAUGCAGAGAUACGAGUCUGAGGUCUUCAAGAGUUAUUUCAAGAAGGGCUUCAUUUACAAGCAGGGAGGUGUCACUACUGGACUGAAACAUGUAGAGACCAACAGCUAUGAUGUGAAGAGGCUGCUUCAUGUGAAAGGAAGGAAGAAUGUAUACGCUGGUGAGGUUGUUAUGAGUUGGAAGAGUUUCAACACGGGCGAUGUCUUCCUGCUGGACCUGGGGAAGCUCAUUGUGCAGUGGAAUGGACCACUGAGCAACCGGAUGGAGCAAAUCAAGGCAAUGCAAUUGGCUAAAGAUAUCCGGGACCGGGAACGUGGGGGACGUGGUCAGGUUGCAGUGAUUGAUGGGAAGGAUGAGGCUGCCUCACCGCAACUGAUGAAGCUCAUGAUUUACCUGCUUGGUGAUCGGAAGGAAAUUAAACCACCGAUUCCAGAUGAAGUGGUGGAUCAACAUCAGAAAACAGCUGUCAAACUAUAUCAUGUGACUGAUUCUGAGGGAAACUUGCUGGUGCAGGAAGUGGCUACUCGACCCCUGACCCAGGAACUGCUGAGCAGUGAUGAUUGCUACAUUGUAGACCAAAGUGGAAUUAAAAUCUUUGUGUGGAAGGGCAAGAAGGCUUCCCAACAAGAGCGUCAGUCGUCUCUAACCAGAGCGAUGGGUUUCAUUAAAGCUAAAGGUUAUUGUGAGUCCGUGAACGUUGAGUUGGAAAAUGAUGGUGCGGAGUCGGCUCUAUUUAAACAGCUUUUUCAGAAGUGGACGGUGAAGCAUCAGACCAUUGGCUUGGGCAGAACUCACAGCGUUGGCAAAAUCGCCAAAGUGGAGCAGGUGAAGUUUAAUGCCAUGGCGAUGCAUGCCAAGCCUGAGGUUGCAGCCCGUGAGAUGAUGGUGGACGACGGUUCUGGUGAUGUAGAGGAGUGGGUGAUUAGGGACCUGGAGUUGGAACCUGUGGAGAAGAGAUGGCAUGGACAUUUCUACAGUGGAAAAUGCUACCUGAUUCUGUACACCUACACUGUCAGUAACAAACUUCACUACAUCCUCUACAUCUGGCAGGGUAAAUCCGCUAGUCAGAAGGACAUCACCGCCUCUGCCUACCAGGCGGUUAACUUAGACCAGCAGUACAAUGGAGAGCCUGUACAAGUCCGAGUCACCAUGGGGAAGGAACCAAAACACCUGAUGGCCAUUUUCCAAGGCAAACUUGUAGUUUUUGAGGGGGGUACCACCAAGGCGGACGAGGAGGAACCAGAGCGCCCAGUGCGUCUCUUCCAGAUUCGUGGUAAGGAUGAGUACAGCACCAAGGCCUUUGAAGUCCCAGCACGCUCCUCUUCCCUCAACUCCAAUGAUGUCUUUGUGCUGAAGACAAGUGACCGUUGCUUCCUAUGGUAUGGGAAGGGAUGCAGCGGUGACGAGAGAGAAAUCGCAAAGCAUGUGGCUAACACCAUCUCCAGGAAGGACAAGCAAAACGUGUAUGAGGGCCAGGAACCUGCUGAUUUCUGGGUCCCUCUUGGAGGGAAAGCACCAUAUGCCAACAGUAAAAGGUUACAAGAGGAGUAUCAGCCUGUUGCUCCGCGCCUGUUUGAAUGCUCCAAUCAGACUGGGCGUUUUGUUGCCAUGGAGAUUGUGGACUUCUCCCAGAAUGACCUCGAUGAUGAUGAUGUCAUGCUUUUGGACACCUGGGAACAGAUUUUCCUGUGGAUCGGUAAAGGAGCCAAUCAAAAGGAGAAGGGGGAUUCCGUUGUCACAGCGCAGGAGUACCUCAACACCCACCCAAGCAAUCGUGACCCAGACACCCCAAUUCUAAUUGUCAAGCAAGGCUUUGAACCUCCAACUUUCACUGGCUGGUUCAUGGCCUGGGACAAACAUCUGUGGAAUGAUGGAAAGUAUGAAGAGAUGAAGACUGGGUUGGAUGAUCCUCGAAUUGUUGAUGAACUGAUAGAUGACAUGAAGAAAUUCCAAAUUUCUCAUAGUUAUAACAGUGUGUCUUCAGCUAAAGAAUCCUUGAAGAUCUAUCCAGCGGAGCAACUGAUCAAUAAGCUGUCAGAGGAGCUGCCUGAAGGAGUGGACGCAACAAGGAGGGAGGAGUACCUUUCAGAUGAAGACUUCCAGAAGGUUUUAAACGUCUCCAGAAUGAAGUUCAAUGCAAUGCCAGAGUGGAAACAGAGAAACCUGAAGAAAGAAAAGGGAUUGUUUUAGACGUGUGAACUGAACUAAAUGGCUCUGAUUUAAAAAUAUAUAUAUUUAUAUAAUUUGCAUUAAUUCUGAACUAAGCUUGAUCAAGGAUGCAUCAAAAUGUCUGUUUGGGAAGAGCCAUCAACCUUGUUUAAAACAUUCCCUGCUGAACCCAUCAGUACCACUUAAAAUCUUUCGAUUGCAGCUAAAUUACUACAAAUGUUGGCCCUGAAGUAGCUUUCUAUUCCUGUUGAGAUUUGUCAACUGCAUUUCCAAAUCCAGCUACUGGAGCUAGCUACAUGGCUCUCUCUUGUGGUAUCCACUGCAGAAGCCCAGUCCUAUCAGCAGAGCACCAAACACAGCCAUCGCUUGUAGAUACAUGAAGCUAUCCCAAAAGCUGUUAUUUUCUAGGGCAGAUUUUCAAAGGUGUGUCUGCUUUUCCCAGUGCUUUAAGGGUGUAAUAGAAAUCAGCUGUAGAUUCUAAUGAAAUUUGCAUUUUUUUAUACCCUGGAUGAACUGUUAGACAUAUUAAAAUUGGAUCUCAGGCUUGACCUGAAUGUGCGUCAUUUUUGAGGUUGCCCAUUUUUAACAGGACAGUGCUGUUCAAACAGUGUUCUCUGACUUGUCAAUGUUGACAAAUUGCUACUCGCUGCUCCUUCUCUCAUAGAUUGGAGAGAAGAGAAAAAUGUUGGAAAUCUGGAAAUGACGCAAAAGUAGUAGCGCUGCCUUUCGGCUGUAAACACCGUUGUUCCUAACCGAGUCUACAAUGUACAAAGAUGGGUUCAAGUCUAAUAUCCCCAUGUAGAUCACGUCACUGACCCCACACAUACAAUACCACCAUCAAUUCUUCUCUUCCUCACCCCUUUACUUUUAUUUCUGAAGACCUGAGGUUUGUGUAUCAGGGUUGGAAUAUGUCAGUUGUUAGCAAGAGUUGGAAGUGGGGAAUAAUGUUUCACAUCUAAUUUGGGGAUGGGGUGGAGGUGAGUGGGAUGUCCCUGAAUAGCGCACUGCACAGCAUCUCCACUAGCGAUGCAUGUAUGUUAAUUCACUUCAACUACUAACUGUGUGCAUGUGAGGUGUAUUUACAUAUAAAUUGUCCACAAAUAAAAAUCUGAAAUGA